AUGGCUACAUCCCCUCUCUUUCUCUCCCACAGCAGUUCCAGCUCUGACUUUGCCAUGCAGAGGUUUGACCGGGAUUCAGAGGUCUACAAGAUGAUCCAGGAGAACAAGGAGUCUCGCACGGCCCCUCGACAGUCCAACACCUUCCGCAUGCUGCAGGAGGUUCUGGAGGCCGAUGAGAAGGGUGAGCAGAGCCUCCCAUAAACCCACUCCUCAUCACUCAGUCUUUCUGUGUCAUGCUACAUUUCUGUUCACAUCUAAUAAACAGCUGUGUGGGAUGGACUGGAGCCAUAAGUGCUUUGCUUUCAUCUCCGUCCCGUUUGAAACCUAUUUGAUGGGUCUACUGGAUGUCAAUUCUCAGAGGUGGAUAGAGGUCAUUCGUAGAUAGUGGUCAUUAUGUCAAAUUCAACAAAAUGUGCCCCAAUUUACUGAAUUGUUUCAUCAAACUUGUAUUCUGUCUGGCUACAAAGACAGUUAUUUGAUAUCAACAGAUGCAUCUGGCCAUAACCUGGCCCAGAGCUGACUUAGAACAUUGUUUUCAAUGGAGAGCAGUGUGAGUGUUGUUGUUUUUACUUUGCUUAGAGGACUGGCAAAGAAAACAAGCGGAGCUGGUAAUAAGAGUUUUAUGAAGCGAUAACUACCAGCGUGUGGACACUGUUCACACCGGGUCAUAAACUAGUGGUGUUCAGACAAGCACUGUCUGCUAUGGGAGGACAGACCUGACACAGGGCAGUAAAGAAGAAGAAAUGAUGUGAUAACCAGGUUGACAGAGAGGCAUAACUCUGCCUUGAUUCCCUGCUGUGUGUGUGUGAAUGGGAAUCCAUCUGCUAUUGGCUCUGACUGACUGUGCUCUAUUCUGUUGUUCUAUGCAGAGGCAGCCGUGCGGUUCCCAGGGCUCUCCCCCAAACCCACCCCCCCAAAACCCACAUCUCCCGGGGGCGGAGUCCCCAAGUACCACACCUGUGAGAAGUGUGGCACCAGCAUUGUGUAAGAGCCCAUAAUGACACGUCACCUGUUGUGACAUGUUCUCUCUGUCCACAGGAGUAACUUGAAGUGUCAUUGCGUAACAGAUUAAUAAGCAGCUGCCAAAUACAAGCCCUGACAAUGAUAACUUGCCCUAAGGUGCAGGAUGUUCCUCAUAAACACAGAGGAGCUGAAUUAAUAAACCUUCCUACAGUGUUUGUGUACAUAAUGUACAAAGAUUAAAAGAUUCUGAAAUAAUGUUUGUGUUUAUGACUGUGCCCGUCUGUAUGCAGUACACAGGUGGUGCGCAUUAUGGACGACCGCUUCCGCCACCCAGAGUGCUACACCUGUUCUACACCAGAGUGUGGUCUCAACCUGAAGAUGCGAGGUCACUUCUGGGUGGGAGAGGAGAUGUUCUGUGAGAAGCAUGCCCACGAGAAUUACCAGGGCCUUGGCACUGCCCCGCGUGCCACCAUCUCGCCCCGCCACUGAGGCUCCGUGGCACCCAGCUUCCCCUCCCUAGGACCCUGAGGGCUGGCACCCCAACUCUACUGACUCACAGCAAUAGACCAUGGGCUGGGGAACGGGAGUGGGGGGGCCAACACUUCAGAGGUUGCGCCAUUUCUAUUGCAUUUAACUAUACUCUGCAGUUAUAGCAUUCAGUUACUUACCUUUCCUGUAAUUGGAUGAGGUUUGGAUGGAACUUUUUAUUUUCCAUGGUCUUUUCCCAGGCCCUCCUGGUUUAGCCCUUUUAUAGGUUUAUUGUUAGCUCUAAUGUACAGCUGUAUCUUAUUCAGACCACUGUACACCAACCUAUUAGACAACAGGACUGGUUUCCUGCUGGUGUAUGAAUCAGAUCAAUGAUGGAGCGCAACAUUUAAUCCUUUAAACCACAUUGAAUCUCCUGCUGACCCAUUCGGAAGAAUGGAAACCAACUCUUCAUUUGAAUUACAUGGUAUUUGAAAAACAGAAGACAAAUUACAAAGGGUGAAAUUUCAUCUACGUCAAAGUUUGUACUGUAGUUGUGGUUGUGUGCAUUUGUGUGUGUGAUUCAACUUGAGCAAGAGUUCCGAUAAUUCCUUUUGAAGUGAUGGUUUAAUAAGUGCCUGAAUUGCUGCCAUUUCCCCCUGCUAUUGGUAUCACUAUUGAAAGUUUUUAGUGGAUUCAGCUCUCAGGCCAAACGCCUGUUUGGUUUCCUUUUGCAAUUUAGUUGGAAUUAUGAAAUACUUACUUACCUUCUCAUUGCUUUUUGUUGAAUAAGGGAAUAUAAAGAUAC
Coregonus sp. 'balchen' is the source of this 2236-nucleotide messenger RNA. Lineage: Eukaryota; Metazoa; Chordata; Actinopteri; Salmoniformes; Salmonidae. The record is from the annotation of a GenBank genome assembly.